Messenger RNA from Seminavis robusta, 1314 nucleotides. NCBI's taxonomy places the organism in Eukaryota, Bacillariophyta, Bacillariophyceae, Naviculales, Naviculaceae. The record is from the annotation of a GenBank genome assembly.
AUGGAUGAUUUCAUCAAUGAACUCAAGGAGGAGCGACCACCAGAUCUGAAAGCAAGAAGGGUCUGCUGUGGUUGCAAGAUAGAAGAGCCAGCUGACAAGCCAUUUAAGUUGCAAUGUAGCCAGUGCAAAGAUGAAGGCUUUGUUCCAGCUCUCUUCUGCUCCAAAACGUGCAGCAAGCAAACCUGGCCAAAACACAAAGAAUGGCAUGAAACUUGGGGACAAGAUGCAAAGAAUGCUAUUGGUACACAUAAGAUUAUCUUGCUGGAAAGAGAAGAGUGGUCUGACUAUGAUGCAUUGAUUGUGGCUGGACUAAGGAAGAUCAAUUCUGGUGACUACGCAGGUGCCAAGAAACUGUUUCGUAAAGCACAAAAACUUGAUACAAGACGGCCAGAAGCAUUUACAUACCUUGGCAGUAUGUUUCGUAUGUCAGGUAUGGAGAGUGAAUUCAUCUCAAACACCCAGGAAGGAAUCAAGCGUGUUGCGUUGACUACCUUGAUGCGCAAUUACAACAAUGGCGUUGUUGUGGAUGUGAAGCGUCUCAAGAAGGACAUGUGGGGCUGGGCUACAGGUGUCUGUGAUCUCUGUGUACAGUACGCAGAUGUUCAAAGAAAAGAGUCAGAAAUACCGAAAUGGUUUCACCACGAUGACAUACUCAUUCGAGUCACAAAGGUGGCACUUGAAUCGUUCAAGGAGUAUAAAUAUACGCGUGAUCGUACCAUCAGCGAUAUGACAUAUAUGCGAGCGCACCUUCUCUCUGGUUUCCUACAUAAUGGAGUUCAUGACAUUUCAAAGGAGGUUGAGACUAUGGUCCACCACCGCACACCUCAACAGCUGCUGGAAGCAUUGGCGCUCUAUAGGAGUCUUUCAAAAGAAGGAUCAAAUGCCAGUGACUCGGAGUUCUUUCAAUCACAAGCUGUAGUGCUGGAGUAUAUAGCAGGAGUUAAGGAUCGCAAACAAGGCACGCCCAGCAAUGACAAUGAACAACGGGUAAUCAGAGCUCAUGCCUGGGUAACCCUCUGUGGCCUCACCAGCCCUUCUGGCUCAGCAAUGAACGGGAAGCUGGGCCUUGUCAGUGAGAAUGGCUUGCGAAAUGGUCGACAUCUUGUGACAGUGGAUAGAUAUGAUGGAGUCAAGUGCAUUAAACCUGAAAACUUGGUGGAGAUUCCAGUUGAAGAGCACUAUGAGGCCCUACUUUCCACACUGGGGGAAGAAAUGCAAUGGAGGUUUAUGAGGAAUUUGGUGGAGUGUGAAGCAGAACCUAAACAAGUGGAGCCAAACUUGGAAAAGAAGAAAGCACCACAGUCAAACUGUUGA